CAACGGGAUACUUUCGUGUUAUUUAAAAUGUAUCAACGGUUCAUACUAGUAACAUUAUUUUCAUCAAGAAUAUUGUUCUGAGAGUAUUGGUAUGGCCAUUUUGUCAUGGUAAACAAAGUCGGCCUACUGCCAGUUAAUGAGUAAUCGCCAACUGCUACCGAAUGCUAGUGUAGCUUUUGUCUGUCAGUUAUCAAAUUACGAAGUUUUAAAGUGACGUCCUAUAUCACAACUUAAAAUAGGCCUUUAAUACACAGUUUGUGAAGCCACGUCAUCUUUAUACUGGGCUGUUCUGUAUACCCAAGGUCAAACCAUUCAACAGUGAUGGAAAGGCCUGUGAAGUUGUGAAUUACUUGCAAAGUUCCGGACAGUUUCCUGCAGGAUUCCGGGAGUUGCUCCCCUGUAAAAUAUCCAUAUACAGAGAAGUGUAGACGAUAAACGACGUCAGUAUGGGUAAAAAGAUGUUACGCUUCAACCAUCCCAAGCCAAAGUCAGAUGAUGAGGUGAAGAUUGAAAGUAUCCACUUUGAGGAUAAAAAGUCCAAACCUAUACAGAUGGUCCGCCUCGUUCUGAUCCUACUCCUCGUCAUAGUACUCAUCGGAAGUCUGGCUGUGUUUUCUGUCGGGGUGCUGACCCAUGAGGUGGAAUAUGGAAGUAAACAGAUAUCGGACCUGAUUGGUGUGGCCAUGUAUCAAGUUGACUCCAUCAUGAUGAUCGGCGCCGGCAUGGCAGCAUUUCUCACUACCAUCCUUGGCCUCAUUGCCAUCAUGAAGAACCACAGAUGUCUCCUGGGAUUGCACCUUGUCAUCCUGGCGUUCCUGUCAAUCAUGCUGUUUGUGGGCGGGGUUCUAGGAUACAUCUUCAUCGCCGAGCUGGAGGAUACAGUGGAAAGGACUUUUGAAAACAGCAUAAAGAAAAACUAUGGUGUGAAUCUCCACGUGGACAAGAACCGUGAUAUCACUAAUGCUUGGGACAACGUACAGAAAACGUUUGGCUGCUGUGGUGCCUAUGGUAAUGUCAACAGUACGACGUCGUGGGCCAUUUACAAGAAACAUUCCUACUGGUAUCUGGAUGGAAUCUCUAACGGCAGUAUGGUGCCAGCAAGCUGUUGUGGAGAAGGAGAUGUGUCGAUGUGUACUGGAAGGGCCAAUGGGACUGAUCAGCCUAAUGCUCCACCAUAUGUCGGCCCCCCAUCACCCAAUGUUGGAGGCUUGCGCUACUCACUCUACACAGACGGUUGCUAUGACAAACUUCACUCAUACCUGGUGCAGAACGGUAUCCUCAUCGGCACAGUGGCCAUAGUGGUGGCCGUCUUCAUGAUCAUACAGAUGUCGCUGAGUAUCUUCCUGCACAGAAAAAUGAAGUUCAUGAACCUGUAAGAGACACUCCAGAACAUCUACCUAGCAAUCUGUGAUCUAUUUUGUUUAAUUACUUAGCCCUUGGGCUGCAGUAACCUCAUUUACCAUGGCACUGUGUAACCGUCGUCAUUCAGAAUGUCCAAAUUUUAAUUUAUCCUGGAAUCAUUCUAAAUUACUUUGAUGAUCUUAAUCUUUAGUAAGAUUUUUUACCAGGAAGUAAUAUUUGAAGUUGCGUGUACUCUUAACAUGUAGACAUGCAAACACUGUCAGACUAUCUUUACUAUAAGAUAUUGAUAUUGACUUAAGAGUUGUACCGGAUGAGUAAUUCAGGCCUAUGGGGCUAUUGUUUAUGUUGUGAUUUUUGUUCGCAUUUGACAUCAGAGUAAUAAGAUUUAUGUAUCAAAUAUCAAGAAAAGAAAAAGAAAAUACUCAGCUUAUUGAAGAAACUUUUUGAUAUAUGGACAAGUAUAGUGAUGUUUAUUAUAAAACAAACUUUAGUACAUGUUAUAGAAGAGCUUGUAUUGAAGACAGUAUUAUUUUCAAGAUGUUUACUGAAUUGUACUUUUAUGGAAGAAUAUUUGCAGUAGAUGUAUUCAUGAAUUAAUAUUUAACCCCAAAAUAAUACACAUUUACGAUAAUUAGGUAUUGACAUUAAAGAUAUAUGUAACCUUUCUGUGAUAUACAUCUUCAUUAAAGAGAGUUCGAACAAAACAAAACAAAAAGAUUUUUACAUUAUUGUUCAAUCUAGAUAGUGUUGGAAGAAAAUUCCCAUUUGCAUCAUGGGGAGAUAACUCAGACACAUUAUGGGAAAGGUAGCAUAUAUCCUUAAAAGCGUGAUCAUGUUUGGAAAAAUUAAUAUAUGUUAGUGUGAUUUGGAAAUAAUAACCAGUAAUCGUAUUGUAUUAAAGAUGCUUGAUCUUUAUAGUAGGUAGAUUAUUUCUGUAAAAUAUUACUAUUCUGUAAUAAAAGUAAGACUUGAUGCAGAAUGUUCACCCUUCCCUUGGAGAUUAAAACUUUAAAAUCAACAGGGCCCAUGUUUACUCUGUAAUAUGUUUCUUAUUUGCUUUAAGAUUUGUUGUCAAUAAAAUGUAUUAGUUAUUUAAUUAUUUCCACUUCUUUGUAGAUUUAGCAUAGAUAUAUACAGAUUUUCACUUAAUGAAAUAAUCCUGUGUUUUUUUAGAGGUAGUUAGUUUAUUUCCAAUGCUAAUGACAGUGUAAAAUUGACCUUGGAAACAUUCCUGUCAACAUAAUAUGAAGGACUGUUUGGCACCUCCUGGAGCCACUCCCAGCUUUGGUAGGGAUCAAAUAAUAUUUCUCCCUGUAAUACAGAUUAGUAAAAAACUGAAGAAGAUAUGAUUUUGAAGGGUAAGUUACGUUCUACACUGCAGUUAACACUAUUGAAGAAAUUUUCAAUUUAAAUAAAUUUAUGUUCAUAUUCAACUGAUGAAUAUUGAAUUGUUCACAUUUGAUGUAAUCAAUAUUCCCAAUAUUAUUUUUUCGAAAUCUCAGAUCAUAAUUUAAAUAUACUAUAUAAAAAAUAGGCUUUAUCAGUAUUGCUAUUGUCAAUUAUAUAUACUACAGAUUCAGAAAUAAAGAGUAUAUUUUACAAGAAUAUUUAUUCUAAAAGGAAGUAUUAUAGAUGGUGAUAUAUUUAAAUGUACAGACAGUGGAUGCGUAGUGAUAGUACAAACCGUGUAACCCUGUAAUUUAUGGAAUUAAGUUUAUAUUUGAAGGACUAAACAUAAUCAGCAGUAAUACAUGUAUCUAUAUGUGCAUAAUAAUUUUGACAAAGCUUCAUAUUUCCUUGUAUUUUCGUCUAUUGAAUUUUAUCAACUUCUUUUGUUCCAUGAUCAAAUAAUACCGUCUUUCCUUAUGAUGAUGUACAUUUUUCAGAAGUAAUAAUUUUGAAAGAUUUGUUAACAUUGGUGUGUAAGUCUUGUCAUUGAGUUAAUGUUAGCUAAUGUUCACAAGUUACCAACUCCGUCCAUAUAUUUUCCUGUUUUAAAGCAUUGUUUGUAGGAUGGGGUAGGUGUUGUUUUUAUUUCACUAAUGUAGCAAUAAAAAAGUUACCAAACUAAUCUUAUAACUAAUUAAUGAACAAAAACAUACUGAAUAUUUUUUUUCUGACAGCAAUAACUUUCAUGAAAUGCAGCAAGCUAGAAUUAAAUGUUUAUAAGCAAUGAACAAAAAAUAUGCUGAAAACUAUUUGACAAGUUUUAAGAUAAUUUGAUACAUAAUGGUACUCUGUCAUCUAUUCAUUAUCAGAGUUGUAUUGUAAAGUAUUCAAACUUCAUACAACCUCUCAUACAGAAGUCACUGAUUUUUAAUGUUUUACCACAUAAUUAUAGCAAUGUUUGGAGAUUUUUAGUGAUGAUGUGUUUGUUGUUCCAUUCCUAUUGUUAUUCACUAGUAACCAUUGUUAAAUCAGCAUUGUUUGGCUAUUAUCUGUCUCCAUCAUCAUAUAUAAUGUUAUAUGUAUUGAAAUGUUUAUAUUUUCUUGAAAAUAUAUGUAUAACUUACAUAGCCUCCUAAAAUCACACUGGUUUUAGUCAUUCUAUCUGAUGAAAUAUUUAUUCAAAUAUGUAAAAUGAUAAGAAAGACAGGCGAAGAUAUUCAUUCCAUGAAAUGUUAAUUCUUAUUUCCUGCUUUGAAACGAUCAUUGAGGGUAUUUUGGUGAAUGAUGUUGGAAGCUGCAAAUACAGAUUUGAUGCAUUAAGUAUUCUUGGUUCACCACAGAAAAUUUUCCACAGCGUUUUAGUAAUUUAUCUUAUUAUUUAUUUUGCCAGCAUAUAUACAGUCAGGAAUCACAUAUACAUGUAUAUAUAUAUAUAUAUAUAUAAAAAAGGGUAUAUUUGGAACCUUUAUGUAGAACAAGGGUAAACUAUCUUCUACAAGGGUAUUUUAUUGUUAGAAAUAUUCCUUCUUUAAUGCCCAUGUUUUUAAACUUGAGUUGGGAGUACAUCAAUUUUUUAAAGUGAUACAAUGCAAAUUUGCUCACACGGAAAAUGUAAUGAAAUUGUUGUGAAAGGAAUGUUCUUCUUUCAUGGUAGUAACACAUUCUGCAAUACAGUGUUGUGAAAGGAAUAUUCCUCUUUCAAACGUAGUAACAUGUUUUGUAUUGUAUGUAGAUUUUGUCAAUAUACUAGUUUGUUUUUCACAUGUAAAAGAUAAUGUUUGCUCAAUGUAGAGUAUACUCUGGAGCCAAUAUAUCUCCACGUAACUCAUUCCAACGCAUAAUAUUGAAGGUAGCCCUGGGUUAACUAGUACGUGUGUGAGUUAUUUCUAUAUCGUAGUUACCGGAUCAUUCUAGUGGCUGGUAAUUAAAGUAGUUUGUUUAUACUGUUGAUAUAUGUUUGUAAAUCAUUUUUUUUCAGUCUCAGAAUAGUGCAGUUUGUAAUUUAAUAUUUUUUUUUAAAUACAUUGUAUACCACCCGUUAGUUACAAGGAGUUUCAAGUAUACUGUUGAGAAAGUUACAAUGUUUCAAGUAUACUGUUGAGAAAGUUACAAUGAGUUUCAAGUAUACUGUUGAGAAAGUUACAAUGAGUUUCAAGUAUACUGUUGAGAAAGUUACAAUGAGUUUCAAGUAUACUGUUGAGAAAGUUAUAAUGAGUUUCAAGUAUACUGUUGAGAAAGUUACAAUGAGUUUCAAGUAUACUGUUGAGAAAGUAUUGAGGUUACCAUCAUUAUUUAUAGAAAAUAUUGAAGUUACCAUCAUUAUUUAGAAAGUAUAGGGGUUUCCAUUAUUCUUGAAAAACUUGGAAAGGGAUGGCAAGUCUGGGUCAUAAUAAUACAAUAAACAAGUAAAGAGGAAUAACCUCAAGUAAGUUUGGCAGAGAACUUUGGUAUUGGAAAAUAAAAACAUCUAUAUCCUGAUUUUUUUCAUAUAAAUUUAUCAUCUCGUUCUCUUUCAAGAUCAUGGUUUUGGAAAAAAAAGUUGUCUUAAUUUGUUGAGUUCAUGGACUUGUGACUUUGCAUGCCUGUAGGUGCAUGGUGCAUUGAAAAUGUAUUUCACAUAUCAAAUAUUUAAUAGCUGUAUAGAUUUUUGUCAUGAUAAAUGUCUCAAAUUUACGAUGUAACCAAGAAAAAGAUAAUAUUAUGUGCAUAUAAAGUAGUGGAAUGUCCCAUUUUAAAAAUUUGAUAUGAAAAACAAUACAUUUUUAUUUAUGACAUUCCACAGGUUAUGUCAAGACACAUUGUAUAGCAUUCAUAGAUUGAAGUGAUGCUUGAUUUUUGUUAUUUACCAUGUUCUCAUUACUGGUCAUGACAAGUUAAAUGUUCCCCUUCAAAAGAUGACAUAAGAUCAUAUAUAUACAGUCUUCAACCUAAUAAUCCCAUAUGCCAGUAAGCCAUCUUCCUUCAAAGAUUGCUGUGCUUACUAGUAAUUUAAGACUGUAAAAAGGUUGCUUAUUUCAUUGUAAUCUUGAAACCAAAGACUGUUCAAAGAAAUGGAAACAAAUUCUUGUUUUUCUAUUAAAAAAAAAAAAAAAAAAAAUUCCCCUGUAUUUCUCCUAUAGAUAGUUAGCUCUUAUAAGAUUGAAUACAACAAUUUAUGAAUCUUAAAAUGAUCUUGAUUUAUCAGUUAACAUUUAUAAGCAGAUGAUUUGACAUUACUGUUUUCAAUCCUUCUGGGCCCUAUGUUUACAUUAUGGCCGUAUUUUUCAAUAUAUAUAAAGUACAUACAUAAGUACAACAUAUGUUGAGCAUCAGAUGAAUUGAUUAUUUUGAUAUUUCAGGUAGAACUGAUAAACAAAAACCAUAAAAAGGAUAAAUCCGAUGUAUUACAUAUAUUUUGUUUACAGUGUACAUGUAUAUAUCUGAUAUGCUGUAGUGAUUCUCAAUUUCUGGUCAAACUCUCUCUGUGAUGAAUAUUUCAUUAAAUGUUUUGCAUAUA
Messenger RNA from Pecten maximus, 6247 nucleotides. RefSeq names its product tetraspanin-11-like. Gene Ontology annotation, cellular component: membrane. The transcript is spliced from 9 exons. The record is from RefSeq and is a predicted model, not a curated record. NCBI's taxonomy places the organism in Eukaryota, Metazoa, Mollusca, Bivalvia, Pectinida, Pectinidae. The coding region runs from base 447 to 1376 and encodes 309 amino acids.